Messenger RNA from Acyrthosiphon pisum (pea aphid), 1284 nucleotides. Its product is annotated as DNA-directed primase/polymerase protein-like. The record is from RefSeq and is a predicted model, not a curated record. Gene Ontology annotation, biological process: error-prone translesion synthesis; response to UV; replication fork processing. Gene Ontology annotation, molecular function: DNA-directed DNA polymerase activity; chromatin binding. The coding region runs from base 1 to 1284 and encodes 427 amino acids. NCBI's taxonomy places the organism in Eukaryota, Metazoa, Arthropoda, Insecta, Hemiptera, Aphididae. The transcript is spliced from 2 exons. Gene Ontology annotation, cellular component: nucleus; mitochondrial matrix.
AUGUCGGGUCUAACUACUAAAGUGUUUUACGGUUCAUCAAAACGUAGUUCGUUCCAUUUAAUACCAUCAACAUCUUCAACGAAAAAGGUAAGACGUGAACCAUGCCAUUUAACUAAUGUUAAACGGUUGCUGGGACCUCCAAUUGGCUGGAAAAACUUUGCUAGGCAACAAGAAGCACUAGACUACGCGAAAACUAAAUCGAAUGGUUGUAUGUCUUUCACUUAUGAACAAAGUAAUGGUCAACGAUAUUUUAUGGUUGCUCAUCCCGAAACUUUUUGGUAUUAUGACUCUCGUAAACCACAAAAUGAAAGACACACUUAUGAGAUCAUACCAGAAAAUAAUCCGUGCAAAUUAUACUUUGAUUUAGAAUUUAAUCGCAUUGAAAAUCCAGAAUCAAAUGUGUGCAAAGAAGAAGAUGUUCUUGACUUAGAUUCAUCAACAGCAGAAAAGUUUAGUCAUCAUUUAGUUUUUCAAUCUUUGGUAUUCUCUAAUAAUUGCCAAGCCGGGUAUUUUGUUAGAUUUAUAUGCUGUGAAAUUAAUAAGUUUUUGUCUGAAGAUCACUGUCUAGAAGAUAAUGGAAGUUUUUACAGUGGGAUAACUACUAAAGAUCUUAUAAAUUUAAAAACUCAACAAGGAUUGUUUUGUGACAUAAGUGUAUAUUCAAGAAACAGACAUUUUAGAUUAUUUAAAUCAUCAAAAUUGAAAAAAAAUGUUCCAUUAGUCCUAAGCAAUACUAACAAGUAUAAGCUUCCUGAAAUGGCUCAUUGUGAGGACUGUUUUGAUAAACAAAUAUUCUUAAAGUCUUUAAUAACAUUUGGUUGUGAUGAUACUGUAUUGUUGAAUUUCACAAAUAUAACGAGUCAAAUUGUUGCUGAAUCACAUGGUGAUCGGGCACAUUUUGAUAAUAAAAAUCAAGCUACAUGUCAGUCAUCUUACACAAGUUCACCUUUUCCGCGAAUAGAUAGGUUUAUCUCCGAUCUUGUGUUCCCAGGAAAAAUCUUCAAAAACCAUUAUUUUCCUUCAGUAAACAAAUUAGUUUAUAGUAUUGUGAAAAAUCGUUAUUGUGGAAACGUUAAACGGCAACACAAAAACAAUAAUGUUAAGUACAUAGUUGAUUUGAAUGAAAUGUAUUGGUAUCAAAAAUGUUAUGAUCCUGACUGUGAACAGUAUCGAUCAAGUGGUACUAAAUUGCCAAAUGAAAUUUGUUUUGAGUAUGCUAAUCAUAUAGUUGAUGAUUUAUCUGACAGCCAAUUAGUAAAAGUUGCAGACGCUGCUCAAUUUUAA